This is a messenger RNA of Olea europaea var. sylvestris, 1075 nucleotides long. RefSeq names its product short-chain dehydrogenase reductase 3b-like. The transcript is spliced from 2 exons. Lineage: Eukaryota; Viridiplantae; Streptophyta; Magnoliopsida; Lamiales; Oleaceae. The record is from RefSeq and is a predicted model, not a curated record. The coding region runs from base 20 to 853 and encodes 277 amino acids.
UAUAAAGAGGAGACAUCAUAUGUUGAGCCAUACCAUAUGCCAAGAUCAGAAGUGCCCACUAAUGUCGAAGCCAAGGUUGGAGGGUAAAGUGGCAAUUAUAACCGGCGGUGCCAGCGGCAUUGGUGAAGAGGCAACCAGAUUAUUUGCAGAGAAUGGAGCUUCAGUCGUGGUGGCCGACGUCCAAGAUGAAUUGGCCCAUCGACUCAUUGCGUCCAUUGGCUCGAACGACAGAGUAAGUUAUUACCACUGCGACGUAAGAGACGAAAAACAAGUCGAAAAGAUGGUUUCCUACACUUUAGAAAAAUAUGCAAGUCUUGAUAUAUUGUUCAGCAAUGCUGGAAUCAUGGGCCCUUUAACCAGCAUAUUGGAACUUGAUAUUCAAGCCUUUGACAACACCAUGGCUAUAAAUGUGCGCGGUGUUGCCACUACAAUAAAGCAUGCCGCGCGAGCAAUGGUAGCGAGAAAAAUUAAGGGGUCGAUAAUUUGUACUGCGAGCGUGGCAGCGUGCCUAGGCGGAGGCGGCCCUCAUGCUUACACCAUAUCGAAACAUGCUAUAGUGGGACUGGUUCGAACGGCUUGUAGCGAACUUGGUGCGCAUGGAAUUCGAGUGAACUGUAUUUCGCCUUUUGGGGUGGCGACGCCUCUUUCGUGCAAGGCUUAUAAUCUUGAACCGAGUCAAGUUGAAGAGAAUACUUGUGCCGUGGCCAAUUUGAAGGGAAUUGUUUUGAAGGCUAGGCAUGUGGCCGAGGCGGCGCUGUUUCUAGCAUCGGAUGAAUCGGCCUAUAUCAGUGGCCAGAAUUUGGCAGUCGACGGUGGCUUUACGGUGGUUAGCAAUAGUUUCACCUCCUUGUAAGAGGGCUGCGGGCGUACCUACCUACCUAUCUACCCACCCACCCUACCAGCUUCUAUUCUCUUUUUCUAAUAUAUAUAUAUUAAAUGUAAAAGAAUGGAAUUAAGUUUAUGUAUUUUUUCUUCUAGUCAAACCUUGUGAACAGCACUUGCCAUGUGCUUUUCCUAGUAUUAUGCUAGUUUUAUCGUUUUCCAGCUUUCGAAAUUCAUUUAACUUUGUCUGUCA